GCCUCCCGCUCCGCGCCGGCAGCGAGGCGGCCAUGGGGGCGCGGCUGGGCCGGCGGACCGGACCCGAGGCGGCCUCGGAAGCCGGGGCGGCGGCGGGGUGCGGGCCCGCGCCCUAUGAGCGCCGGGUGCGCUGGCUCCGCGAGAUCCAGUCCACGCUCCGCGAGCGGCGGCCCGAGCGCGCGCGGCAGUUGCUGCGCCUCCUGCGCCAGGACCUGGGCCUCGAGGGGACCCUCCUCACCGACAUCCUCUAUAGGAAUGUGGCCUUCCUCAAUCUGGUGGACCCUAUCUCCCAUGACCUGCUCGUGAACCUGGCCCGUGACCUGCAGUGCCCCAAGACGGACUAUGAGCUCUGGAAGUCCUCGGACAAGAUCUGCCGACAGCUCAUCUACCACCUCACCCCUCACUCCAAGCGGCAGCGAGGAUCCAGCCUGCUCCAGAGGAAGACCCAGAGCUGCCUCAAGAGCAGCCUCCAGGUGACUCAGCUGGCUGGGGAGACCGUGAACCUGUCGGGGAUUCCACUGUCGGCGCGGGAUGUGCAGCACAUUGUGCGCUACCUGGGAAACCAGGGAGCCGGGCUCACGGUGCUGGACCUGAGCUUCACGGGGCUCAGCGAUGAGCUUCUGCGCCUGCUGCUACCCAGCCUCUGGACGCUGCCCCGCCUCACCCAGCUCCUGCUCAACGGCAACAGGCUGACGAGGGCCACUGCCCGUGAGCUCACUGAGGCCGUCAAGGACUCCACCAAGUUCCCCGCGCUGGCCUGGGUAGACCUGGGCAACAAUGUGGACGUGGCCUCCUUGCCCCAGCCCCUGCUGGUCGGCCUACGCCGGCGGCUGAGCCAGCGCACCUCACUCCCCACCAUCUAUGAGGGCCUGGACCUCGAGCCUGAGGGUAGUGAGGCCAGGGCCACCUCUGCUGCCUCCACCUGGGGCUCUGCAGCUGCCAAGCCAGGGUCGGAGCCCCAGGCCUGCUGCACGAGGUGACCUGCCACCACCCUGGCUGCUGCUACCUGACUGCCAGUGGCACAUGGGAUGGGGGAUGAUGGAGGCCUUCUAGGUCCCCAGAAAUCCAGUGUAAAUACUCAGCCUGGGAUUAAGGGGAUGGAAGGAGAAUGGGUUCACUAGAGGCUAGAUGGUCAGCCCAGGAUGGAGUCUCAGACUUCCCUCAGCAGGAGGGCCCAGAACCUGCUGUGCCGAUCCCACAGUAAACAGAGAUGCCCCCCUCUG
Messenger RNA from Leopardus geoffroyi (Geoffroy's cat), 1223 nucleotides. It is a transcript of the gene LRRC75B, whose product is annotated as leucine rich repeat containing 75B. Bases 33 to 980 code for a protein of 315 amino acids. The record is from RefSeq and is a predicted model, not a curated record. NCBI's taxonomy places the organism in Eukaryota, Metazoa, Chordata, Mammalia, Carnivora, Felidae. The transcript is spliced from 4 exons.